Messenger RNA from Danio rerio (zebrafish), 2756 nucleotides. NCBI's taxonomy places the organism in Eukaryota, Metazoa, Chordata, Actinopteri, Cypriniformes, Danionidae. The record is from RefSeq and is a predicted model, not a curated record.
CGCAUAAUCGGCUCAGUGAAGGAUUGUGGGACAGAAAGCUAUCGCCAGGGCAACAGGAGAGUUUAGCCAGCGGAAAUCUUCUGCUAGCUGAACGGUAACGGCGAUCAAUCACAGAAUAAACAUCUUACAUCCGAAAUACUGUUUUGGUUUGAUGCCAUGAACGAAUCGGUAGCCAAAAAGACCCAGGAGACUCUGGGGAAAGUGAUCAAAAAGCCUCCCCUGACUGAAAAACUGCUCAGCAAACCACCGUUUCGAUACCUGCACGACAUUUUCAGCGAGGUAAUACGCACUACAGGCUUUAUGAAAGGACUUUAUGUGGAAGCAGAGAUGAAGUCAGAUAACGUGAAGGACAAAGACUCGAAAAUAGCAUUCCUUCAGAAGGCCAUUGAUGUGGUGAUGCUAGUCAGCGGAGAGCCCUUGGCUGCUAAACCUGCUCGGAUCGUAGCCGGACACGAACCAGAGAAGACCAAUGAGCUGCUGCAGGUCAUUGCUAAGUGCUGUCUCAACAAGCUCUCUAGUGAUGAAGCUGUUAAACGUGUGUUAGCGGGAGACAAGCUGGAUCAGAAGGGCAAGCCCAGCACCUCCAGAUCCCAGGACAAGGAGAACAGAGAGGGCAGAGAGCACCACCGAGACCGAGAGGAGAGGAAGGGCAUCAAGGAGAGCAGUGGGAGUCGAGAACAGAAAGAUCCAGAUCAACCCAAAGAUCAAGAGAGCAAGAGGGACGACAAGGACCGCAGACGAGAUGCUGAGAGGUCUGACAAAGGCCGAGAAAGAGAGCGAACAAAAGACAGAGAUCGAGACAAGGACAAGAGCCGCGAUCGGGAGAAAGACAAGACUCGAGAGAAAGAGCGGGAACGAGAGAAGGAUCGUAACAGAGAGAAGGAGAGAGAGCGGGAUAAAGAUCGAGAUAAGAAGAAGGAGAGGGAAUCUCACAAAGACAGAGAACGGGACAAAGAUCGUGAGCGCGAGAAACGGCGGGAGAAAGAGAAGGACAAAGAAAGACCCAGAGAGACUGAGGAGAAACUAAAAGACAGAGGCGACAGAAAGAUCAAGGCAGCGGAGGAGAUCAGCAAGUCAAAACCUCAGCCGGAGGUUGCAAGUAAAACACACCAAGCUGAAACUGAAGAGGCUGAGGGCGGUGAACUGGAGCCUUCAGAUCUCACUGAAAUCCAGGCUGAGAGUCCUUCCCGGAUCCCAAGGCCUUCAUCAGCUAAAGGACAGCGGCGGAAGCCCAAAACAGGAGGUCAAGGUACUGAACAAGACGAGACAGAGAGUGAAGGAGAAGCAGAAGCUCCUUCAGCAGAGAAACCAAUUCCUCUUGAGAAUGGGGACGUUACAGAUUCUGCCACUCUGCAAACAACACUCAGUAGAAGAUUACCACGGCCAAGCAGUGCUCGACCAGCAGCUCCUCGUGUGAAGAGACAAGAGAGCUACACUGAUGCCACUCCAGCUGAGAGGCUUGGCAGUGGCAAGACCCCUGCAUCCGUCAUUCUGGAUGGCAAGAAGCUCUCUGAAGAUGAGGAUGAUGAAGAUGGGCAGUUUGUGGUGGAGGAGGCAGCUCCACCUCCAUCUGAUGUACCUGAAGUGGAGAGUAAUUCACUUGAGUUGCAAGGCGAUGACAAACAUGGUGGACUUGUGAAAAAAAUCUUGGAGACAAAGAAAGACUAUGAAUCAUCUCCAUCCUCCAAGUCAAAAGAGCAGGACCGGUCGCUGGUGUCGGAGGCGUCUCGUAAGAAGGAGCGUGAACUGGUGGCAAGGGAGAUCGAGCGUCUGCGUUCCUCCAUACAGACGGUGUGCCGAAGCGCUCUGCCUCUGGGAAAGAUCAUGGACUACAUUCAGGAGGAUAUGGACUCCAUGCAGAACGAACUGCAGAGCUGGCGAAGAGAGAACAAGGAGAAUGCACAGGCUCUGCUGCAGGAACAGAGAAUCACAGACGGUGUAGUGGAGCCUCUUAAAGUGGAGCUCGCCGAACUGGAGCAGCUAAUCAAAGACCAACAGGACAAGAUCUGCGCAGUCAAGUCCAACAUCCUGAAAAACGAGGAGAAGAUCCAGAAGAUGGUGUCCAGCAUCAGCUUCUCCUCGCAAACGUGAACACAAGACACUUCCCCAAUGAAAGCUGAAGCACUGAGCUCUUGUUAACAGACGUGGAGAGACAGCAGAAGGUUACAGGUACAGUCAAGAGUCAAACCUCCACCAAAACCCUUCAUGUAAGGUGCCUUCUGUAAGACCGGGAGAUCUGUUUGCGCUGGUCCAAACUCACGUCUGCAGUAGAUUUGCACUCGUCACUUGCUUGAGAGAUAAAUGCGUGUGUGGUCACUAUACGUUUCCUGUAUUUUAUUUUUUUAAUACGACUCAUUUGAUCUCCGUUUUCUUAUGAGAGAGAGAGAUUAUAAAAGUAUAUACAGCUAUGGCAAAAAUUACAAGACAACUUGAUGAUUAUAGUCAGUAGAUUUAUUGGUAUGGGUUUGAGUAAAAUGGUCAUAUUUGUGUAAUAUUUAACAGUCUGAUCAACUGUUCUUCUAAAGUUCAAAUAAAAAUACUGACAUUUAGAGUUUUAGAAUGUUUUUCCUCCCGCAAAAUGAAAGGUGGUCAAAAUAACAGAUCUUUUAAAUGAUUUAUUGUGAUUGAGAGUCAGGGUUAUUUCAACAAAUUCUGCACGUCUCUUCUGAAGUUAAAUAUAUAAAAGUUCAAUAAAAGCUAAAUAUAUAUCUUGAAUGAUGGAACUUAUUUAUUUUUUGCUUUGUUUUUUUGACCAA